Molecule: messenger RNA, 843 nt
Organism: Trichoplusia ni (cabbage looper)
Lineage: Eukaryota; Metazoa; Arthropoda; Insecta; Lepidoptera; Noctuidae
Exons: 3
Coding region: 375-839 (154 amino acids)
Source: RefSeq, a predicted model, not a curated record
ACAAACAAACUUUUCAGCUUUAUAUAUUAGUAUAGAUAUAGAUUUGACAAGUAGCUAUACCUAUUCUUAAAUUUACUCCUGAAUUGUGUUACACAUCGUCAUAAAGACAAAAGUUGAGCUUUUCGGAGUAAAAAGGCUCUUAUCCCUGCAAAAACUUUUUGUCAGGGUUCGGUUAGGAAAUACAAAAUUUCUGUCAAUCAUAGUUUUGAAACUGGAACUUCAAUUAAAUCAGCUGAUUUUAAAAAGACAUUUCAUUACUGUCAUUUAAUCAAGUUUGCGAAUAACUUUUAACUUGAACAAUCAAUAUAAAAUCGUGUAUCGAAAAUAUAUUCUAAUUUUUAAUAGUAAGAAUAUAAUUGGUAGAUUAUACAAAGAUGUCGUUCCUAUAUGUAAAGGUGUACUAUGGACUUAGCUCGACGUUUUCCAGUAACCAACACAAACCGCAGUUCUUGACGGGGCUGAAAGAUCGCCUUCAAAAGCUGGGAUUUCGUGUAGAUCUCGCCCCUGUCAAGCUUAAGAACUAUUGUAUGAUCGAAAUGUGCGGCUAUGAAGUGUUCCACUGCACGUUACAAAAUCUCCACUUCAACUCGUGCUCUGAUCGAGAUGUCGUCUGCAUGCGAGCGGUCAACGCGGUAAUGGAAGCGUCAGUGAAGUUCCGAAGAGCGCGGGCUUACCUCUGGUUCUGGACGCUCAUAGAGCACGAACUCUUCAUAAGAAGUAAAUAUGGACCAAGAGACUUUUGGUUGAGGAACAAAUACGAGGGACCAGAGAAGAAAUGCAUUGAAUGUUCUACUUGCUGUGACGUAUUAUCGAAACGUGAAGAUGAAUAUUGGGAAUAAGGAU